This is a messenger RNA of Aureobasidium musti, 1716 nucleotides long. Lineage: Eukaryota; Fungi; Ascomycota; Dothideomycetes; Dothideales; Saccotheciaceae. The record is from the annotation of a GenBank genome assembly.
AUGGACGAACCAACGACCUACGAAGCUUUGGUACAGAGGACGGAUUGCCUACGACCUUUCGUACCAGCAACAGACCUCUCGAUAUACAAUGCCAUCUUCCCAGCGUCACCUCAUCCCAAGAUUGCCGCCAUAGCUUCCCUGAUGAACGAACUCUAUACUCUCUUCGUCGAUAUGGGUUACCUACCACCUACCUCUGUAUCUUUUGCUCCCCACACCAACUGCCCAAUCUCCCUGAAACAUGCUGCUCUCUUCGGACUAGAAAAACAAGUCGUGGAUCUUUUGCAAAUGCUUCCUUACUGGGACGGCACAGGCCCUAUCUUUAAUUUUGGCUCUGACCAAGGAGAGUUUUUGUAUUGGGGCGAGUUUGAUACUGAUAUCAGGGGAGAAGGGAAGGAGUAUCACUGGUGGAGAAAGUGUGCAGACCCAUGUUGGUAUUCUGACGUCGGACGGGAGGGAGCGAGAGCGAUUGGGUGGGACCUGAGAUGUAAAGAUGUUGACGANGGAAGGUGGGAGAUUGAGGAAGAGGAGGAAAAGGAGAAGGGUUGGUUGAUGAUCGAUGAACCUGAAGAUGACGAUCUCGAAGACGCGGACUGGGUUGAAGAAACGACUGAUGAUAGACAGGAUGGAGAGGCGACUAACGAUGAGGACAUGAUCGAUGCCUCCUUCUCCGACUUCGACGAAGAGCCAAUCCAAGCAGAAGAACUUCUUGUAUUGAAACAAGACACCGUCCUAGCAAACGCGGAAUCAGAGAAACAAAAAGCAGCAGAAGUAAAGGAGAUAGAGGAGGAAGAGACCAAGCGGAAAGCAAUCAUGGAGGACCCUAGGGAUGAACGUCUCCUCCUUUACAUGCGUCCCUGGCACGUUACACUCAACAGCAUCGGCAAUCAUGGUACAGUCCUCUUCCUCAACACCCACAACUUCACAAUCUCCCAAACUUGCUUUGGCAAUGUCUGCGAUUUCAGGCACAACGCAAUACCCUAUCUCCGUAACAUGAUCAACAACUUCAAAACCUUGAAGUGGAUGCCUGGUGGACUCUAUUCAGGAGAUCACGAUAAGGAGAGAUAUACAGCCUACCGAGACCUCUACAUCGAAGCGGGAUGGCCAGAUGCAUUCGACCGCGAGCAGUUCGAGAUAUCGAGGAAGAAUUACGAAACUGAACGUCGCCAACGCUACAGCAGACAGAUGCCUUUGAGGGACCUAUCCGAGCAUGUGUCUAAAAUGCGAUCGCGCGAGCUCUCAAAACUCCGCUACCACCACGCUGUUGAGAAACUAGCCUCCCUAUCUCCCGAUGCCGACGCAGACGAACGCAAGAAUCUAGAACAGGGCAUUGAUCGCUUCGGAAGAGAGUUUCUACCCGCUCAUUUUGAGCCCACUGAUAACGACAUGCUCGAACGCUACAGAACUACCCUCAACGACAUGCUCGAGAAAGGCCAAACGGGGUCACGAUUUGAGAAUCAGAAGGCGGUGGUAGCAGAAAUGGAAUUUGAGGCGCAAGCCACCAGCUUCGAAGAAAGGGAUUGGUUGCUCUAUGAGCUUAGGAGGAAAGAAGCACUGGCUGUUGAUGCAAAGAUGAAGGUAGGCUUCGAGUGGAAGUGUACUUGGAAAGGCGCACCCAUUGAUCUGGUUGACGUGGAGUUGACACCGGAGAUUGUCAAGGAGAUGGCGAGGGAGAAGUAUGAGAGGUAUUUGCCAAAACAAACUCCAAGCUCUAUUUAA